This is a messenger RNA of Exophiala dermatitidis NIH/UT8656, 1614 nucleotides long. Its product is annotated as MFS transporter, SP family, sugar:H+ symporter. NCBI's taxonomy places the organism in Eukaryota, Fungi, Ascomycota, Eurotiomycetes, Chaetothyriales, Herpotrichiellaceae. Gene Ontology annotation, molecular function: carbohydrate:proton symporter activity. Gene Ontology annotation, cellular component: membrane. The transcript has 5 exons. Bases 1 to 1614 code for a protein of 537 amino acids. Gene Ontology annotation, biological process: transmembrane transport; carbohydrate transport. The record is from RefSeq and is a predicted model, not a curated record.
AUGGGGUUCCUUUUCAACAAGCCUGCAGAUGUGCCGGGCUCGGCGGUACCUGCUAUUAUUAUCGGUUGCUUCGUUGCUUUCGGAGGUAUCUUGUUUGGCUAUGACACUGGCACGAUUGGCGGCAUCCUGGCCAUGAAAUACUGGCGAAAACUUUUCUCAACAGGAUACAUCAACCCUAAAGACGACUUCCCCGAUGUGUCGGCCAGCCAAACGUCUGAAAUUGUUUCGAUCCUGUCCGCGGGGACUUUCUUCGGCGCUCUCUUCAGUGCACCUCUGGCAGAUAUGCUGGGCCGACGAUGGGCCAUGAUCUUCAACUCGGCCGUCUUCACCUUCGGCGUCAUCCUGCAGACCGCAGCCACAGCGAUUCCCAUGUUUGUGGCUGGACGAUUCUUCGCCGGCCUGGGCGUCGGUCUUCUCAGCGCCACUAUACCAUUAUACCAAUCCGAGACAGCCCCAAAAUGGAUAAGAGGAGCCAUCGUCGGCUGCUACCAAUGGGCAAUCACAAUGGGACUGUUCCUCGCUGCCAUUGUGUUGAACGCGACCAAGAAUCGCAACGACACUGGAUCCUAUCGCAUCCCCGUGGCCGUGCAGUUUGCAUGGGCGAUCAUCCUGGUUGUCGGAAUGCUAAUCCUACCCGAAACCCCUCGCUUCUUGAUCAAGAAAGGUAAACCCGAGCAAGCGGCAAAGUCACUUUCGCGCCUUCGCCGACUCCCGGUCGACCAUCCUGCUCUGGUGGGAGAACUCGCGGAGAUCCAAGCCAAUCACGACUACGAGAUGACUAUCGGCACGGCUUCCUAUCUCGCCUGCUUCAAGCCUCCGAUCAGAAAGCGGUUGUUUACUGGUAUGGCUCUGCAGGCUCUGCAGCAGCUGACCGGUGUCAACUUUAUUUUCUAUUACGGCACAACCUAUUUUACUUCUGCGGGCAUCAACAACCCUUUUAUUGUUUCUGUUGUUACUUGUGUCGUCAACAUCUGCAGUACUGUUCCUGGUCUGUGGCUAGUCGAGCGCUGGGGAAGACGACCACUGUUGCUGUUCGGUGCUAUUGGCAUGUCGGUGUGUCAGCUCAUCGUGGCAAGCGUCGGUACCGCCAGACCAGACGAGUCCGCGGCAAGCAAUGCUUUGAUUGCCUUUGUGUGCAUUUACAUCUUCUUCUUUGCUUGUAGUUGGGGUCCUUGUGCUUGGGUUGUUACUGGUGAAAUCUUCCCUCUCAAGGCUCGCGCCAAAGGUCUUUCCAUGACAACGGCCUCGAACUGGCUUUUGAACUGGGCCAUUGCCUACGCUACUCCAUAUAUGGUCAACCCGGGCCCCGGAAACGCAAACCUCGGAUCCAAAGUCUUUUUCAUCUGGGGAGGCUUCUGCUGCAUCUGCAUGGCCUUUGUCUACUUCUGCAUCUACGAGACCAAGGGUUUAUCUCUGGAGCAAGUCGACGAACUAUAUGCCAAGGUCUCUUCGGCUCGCAAGUCGCCUGGUUUUGUCCCGACUGUCCACUUUACGGACAUCGAGCAGGUCGUUGACGCCGAAGGUGCGAGACGGAGCACGCUUGCCGAUCUUGAGUUGGCCGCGGUCCGUCGUAAGAGCUCGACUAUCCAUGAAGAAUAUCUCAAAUCUGGAUAA